AUGGCUACAAGCAAAAAGCACUUUAUAGGUGUUAUGCUGUUAUCACAUAUUCAAAAAAUGACGUUGUUACAAAGACAACUUUUUUCUGUCCUUCUUCUCCAUUCGGAACUCAAGUGGUGCUAUAUAGAGAAAAAGGCGAAAAUGUCAGAAAAUUUUUCGCUCGUAAUGUCAUCAUUAAUGUAUGAUAUGGAAAAUUAA
This is a messenger RNA of Clunio marinus, 198 nucleotides long. The record is from the annotation of a GenBank genome assembly. NCBI's taxonomy places the organism in Eukaryota, Metazoa, Arthropoda, Insecta, Diptera, Chironomidae.